This is a messenger RNA of Laccaria bicolor S238N-H82, 1695 nucleotides long. RefSeq lists its product as uncharacterized. Bases 1 to 1695 code for a protein of 564 amino acids. Gene Ontology annotation, molecular function: protein binding. The record is from RefSeq and is a predicted model, not a curated record. The transcript is spliced from 3 exons. Lineage: Eukaryota; Fungi; Basidiomycota; Agaricomycetes; Agaricales; Hydnangiaceae.
AUGGCGACCAUGCCAGUGCGCAUCCCUGCGAGCGCAUUCACUUCUCCCCGGAGGAGAAAACUCUCCCUCAAAGGCUACAAUGCCAUGCCACCUUUGAAGACUCGCACGUGCCACAUAGACGACGCGUACGUGCCGCGUACUACCCCCAAUUCCAUCGCAAGCCUCCGAGAAUCAAUCGCGGCACUGGAUGCGAAAGUGGCUCUUCUCCAAUCCCAGCGCCGCGAGCUCGAGAUCAAGUUGGAACAAGCAGUUAGACUACAGUCACCCGUUCUUCGCCUUCCCAGCGAACUUUUAUCUUCCAUCUUCGUCAUCGGAGUUUUGGGUAUGGGUGACGAGAAUCCUGUCAUGGUGCCGACACUCAUGCUGGUGUGUCGGUACUGGGCGGAAGUGGCGUUGAAUACUCCAGUGUUGUGGGCAAAGAUCUCCGUGAGCCCACAUGAUUCUUUAGAGAAGGCAAGACGACGACUCGAGCGGUCGAAAUCAUGCCCCUUGGAUAUCACGGUGAAUUUCGGUCCUCGGAUUGAAUACACAGGCAGUGUUACAGAGCAAAUUGUUCGCGCCAUGGAUCUGUUCCGCCCAGUACUCUCGAGAACGAGAUCAUUCAAUCUCAGCGUACCUAACCGUCCACAAGCGCACGCAGCACUCCUGCGAUGUCAAGAGGAUGCUCCUUUGCUUGAAACGCUAACAAUUCAAAUUCACCACUCAAUGCAAGAAGAUCACUAUUCCACCCCUCCGUUCCCCCUCUUCAAUGGUCGGACUCCUCGCCUUGUUUCAUGCUCCCUCACCUCGUUCAAUUUCGGCUGGGAUCUCAGGCUUAUGUCUCGCCUACGCGUUUUAAAGCUCGGGGGUUACUUCAAUGCAUUCACGCCAUCCGCAAAAACGCUCAUCGAUAUCCUACGCCAAUGUCCAGAACUGGAAGAGCUUGCCCUGCGGAAUAUGUCUGAUGUGGAUUCGAGCCCCUGCUACUUUGACGACUCCGACCCCCCGCCAGGAACCAAAGUCAUUCACCUUCCUCGAUUGAAAAAAGCGUCGUUCUACUACGCCGGAAUUGCACUUACCAGACAGAUUAUGCUGCAAAUGUCCUUCCCAAAUCUUGAGUCUUUGGAGAUGUGCUACCUCGAAAAUGUGACACCAGUGCUCCAGAUCCUGUACACUCAGGCACUGACGCGGCUUCCGCUGCGGUUUAUCCGCAUUGAAUCCUGUUUGUUUAGCGAGCUGAAAUUUUUGAACCUCCUCCGGCAUCUCCCCUCGCUGGUCACCCUCGCGCUGGUGGAUGUGGAGGAUGUUUCUUCUCACUUCCUCAAGGGACUUUCCGCCUCUCAACCUUGGGUUUGCCCCCGUCUGGAGACGGUAUCUUUCGAUGGAUGCACGUCCCUUGACUGGGACUCCCUUCGUACAUUCGUCGAAGCCCGCCUCCCCGCUAAUCCCCAUGCCUAUGCGCGAUAUCACACUACCACUACGUCGAUCGUAUCGUCAGCUUCGGCCGCGGCAGCGCACCAUGCUCGCUCUAAAGGCCGCCAUCCCCCUCGUAUCAAUCAUCCUAGCGCCAUCAUGGGCCCACUUCGUCUCAAGGCCAUCGAUGUGACGAGGUGCAAUCAGAUUAGCAAAGACAUGAUACAGUGGUUACGAAUGUACGUGGCGGAAGUCAAGUGCGAAUCAGCAAAAGGCAUCUGGGGCGAACCAGCGAUGUCAUGA